AUGACCGUUUCUGAAUAUACGAACAAGUUUAAGCACUUGGUUCGUUUUAAUACCAUGGCAACCAGUGCAGAAUGGCAGUGUAGGAAAUUUGAGAAUGGUUUGAGGAGCGAUCUAAAGGUGUUAAUCUCUAGCUUGUGUAUCCGUUCGUUUCCUGCAAUGGUUGAAAGGGCAAAGGUAUUGGAGAAGAACAUGGCUGAAGCUGAGCAGCGUAAGAAGCAACAGACUUCCAGGGGACCGAUAUUAACAAGACCAAAUACGACUCGGAAUAUUACUCCAUAUGCGCGUCCAGGACAGUCAAGUGGAUCGCAAGCAGUGGUAGUCGCUGGACAGUCGGGACAAUCAGGGGCAGUAAGAUGUUUUCAAUGUGGAGGACCCCAUUUCAAGUCAGCUUGUCCUCAAUUGGUGGGAGUAAAAUAUUGCACUCGUUGCAGAAGACAUGGCCACUUGGAGAACGAAUGCAAUAUGGGUGGACGUGUAGUGAUGAGGCCACCCAACACUGGAAGAAAUCAAACUAGAGGUGGUGGACGAGCCCAAGCUGUCGGACGUGUGUAUGCGAUCACUGGUGCAGAAGCAGCGAGCUCAGGUACGCUCGUCACUGGCAUAUGUUUGUUGUAUGGAAUGAAUUGUGGUGUAUUGUUUGACUCGGGGGCGACACACUCCUUCAUCUCGAAGGCGUGCGUCGAUAAGCUGGGAAUAACUGAGAGUGAGAUGCAGUUUGAUUUGGUGGUGUCAACACCAGCAGCUGGAGAGGUUAGGACGUCUACCAUGUGCGUUAGAUGUCCUAUUGAGGUAGAAGGGCGUAGAUAUAAGGUGAACCUGAUAUAUUGUGGAGCUAAGGAGUUGAUUUUUCCUGAGGAAUAUGAAGAAGAGUUAGGUGUGACGCUCAGUCAAGUUAAGGAAGACAUUAUGGAGGGCGCGAGUUGUUUCUUGAUCAUGACUCAUGAAGAUAGAGAGGUUGCGGAUAAGAAUUUUGGACGUUCGUCCAAUAAGUACACUAGAGGACGAACGGUUGUGGACGAAUUCCCGGACGUCUUUCCGGAUGAAGUGCCUGGGUUGCCUCCCGUUCGUGAGGUCGAGUUUACCAUUGACUUGGUGACAACCGCAGCUCCCAUAUCCGUUCAACCAUACAGAAUGGCGCCUGCCGAAUUGGUUGAGCUUAAAAAGCAAAUUGAAGAAUUGAUGGACAAAAGGUUCAUCCGUCCAAGCGUGUCACCUUGUGGAGCGCCUGUGCUGUUAGUGAAGAAGAAGGAUGGCAGCUCUCGGUUAUGCAUUGACUAUCGUCAAUUAAAUAAGCUAACCAUUAAGAAUAAAUACCCACUGCCUCGCAUUGACGAUCUACUGGACCAGUUGCAUGGAGCGAGCGUUUUCUCUAAGAUAGACUUGAGAUCAGGCUAUAACCAGAUUCGGGUCAAGGAAGGAGACAUCCAGAAGAUAGCCUUCCGUUCACGUUAUGGACAUUACGAGUACGUGGUCAUGCCGUUCGGUGUGACGAACGCUCCAGCAGUAUUCAUGGACUAUAUGAACCGCAUCUUCAGGCCGUAUUUGGACAAGUUCGUGGUGGUGUUUAUUGAUGAUAUUCUCAUCUACUCCAAGAGUUGUGAAGAGCAUGAGGAACACUUAAGGGUGGUACUUGGAGUGUUGAGAGAAAAGGAGCUGUACGCCAAGUUAUCUAAAUGUGAAUUCUGGAUGAAGGAAGUACAGUUCUUGGGUCACGUUGUAUCCGCGGGUGGAAUUUCAGUUGAUCCGGCUAAGGUAUGA
Molecule: messenger RNA, 1758 nt
Organism: Vigna angularis (adzuki bean)
Lineage: Eukaryota; Viridiplantae; Streptophyta; Magnoliopsida; Fabales; Fabaceae
Exons: 2
Coding region: 1-1758 (585 amino acids)
Biological process (GO): proteolysis
Molecular function (GO): zinc ion binding; aspartic-type endopeptidase activity; nucleic acid binding
Source: RefSeq, a predicted model, not a curated record